GCGUGAGCGCCCCGGAGACCCUAGGGCUAUGCGCCUAUAAAAGUCGGGCCCCGUGCUCCCGUAUCUCCCGCAACCGGUUCGUCGCGCCACAUCCGAUCCCGCCGCCCCGCGCCGAAACCCUAGCCGCCACUGCCCUCCAUUGCCGCGCCAAGUUGAGCUCGAAGCCUCGCCUCCCAGAGCCGCCUUGUCUGUCGCCAAGCAGCCCAGAAGCAAUCCCGGAGCCGCCACAUCCCGUUUGGGCCGAAACCGCCGCGUCCUCGGCUCCGGAACCAACUCCUCGCUCUACUCUGAUGACCUCCAUCCCUCUCCUCUGACGAACGGCAUCUACCGGACCUCCCCGACGUGUUUACGUCCCUGGGCCGUUACCAAUCUUCCACUGCCCCAGCACUACACUAAGCUCUGCCAGUGCGCUCCCCCGCAGCCAUGGCAAGCAACAUCACGCUGCUGCUGCUCCUCCUGGCGGCGAUCGCGUCCACGAUCGCUGAGAUGGACGAGAGCGAGCAGCACAUCGAUCCAGCGUCCACCAUCGCCGAGCUGUUGAAGGCGGCGGUCACGUCCACCAUCGCCGAGCUUGACGAGCCAGCCGACUGCGACGGCUACGGGACGUACAUCGUCAUGCUCGAGCCACCCGAAGGAGGCCAAGAUGCCGGUGUUGAUGCUGCCAGAGCGUUGCACCGCUCCUUCCUGCCAUCGGUGACGACGGCACAAGGCAAGCCGAGGCUGCUCCACUCUUAUCGGACCGUCUUCACCGGCUUCGCCGCGUGGCUGACGCAGGAGGAGCUCGAGGUCUCCUCCAAGCCAGGCUUCGUCCGCUCCUUCGACAACAACAUCUACCGCUAGCAGAUGACACCGACGCCGACCCCGACGCCGACGUCGGCGUCGUUCGUGGACCUGUCGAACCAUAUUGGGGAGUCCCCCGAUAACUGGCCUGGUGUCGGUGGAUACUUGCCUCUGGACAUGGACAACUGGCACGUCUGUUAAAGUAUAUAAUAGAAGGAAAAGACCGCGCGUUUCCGCAUCUGGUCUAAUGCAAUCGACAAUAAAUAAAUAAUUUUUUAAGCGAAAA
This is a messenger RNA of Aegilops tauschii subsp. strangulata, 1066 nucleotides long. RefSeq names its product subtilisin-like protease 4. Lineage: Eukaryota; Viridiplantae; Streptophyta; Magnoliopsida; Poales; Poaceae. The record is from RefSeq and is a predicted model, not a curated record.